Colletotrichum truncatum is the source of this 1863-nucleotide messenger RNA. RefSeq names its product heterokaryon incompatibility protein. The record is from RefSeq and is a predicted model, not a curated record. Lineage: Eukaryota; Fungi; Ascomycota; Sordariomycetes; Glomerellales; Glomerellaceae.
AUGGCCUACCAGUCGCCCGAGAAUCCAGCAAACCACUCAUACAAGCGGAUUGAAUCUCAGUCGUUGCCAAAGUCGUUGAGUGAAGAGGAAAGAGUGAUCGUUCAGAACGGCGAGCCUCAGCCAAAUCUCUCAUUCGAUGGAAAGAGCACAACUACCGGCCUCGAGUACAACCGCCUCCCUGAUUCUAGUAGCUACAUACGACUUCUGAAGUUUAAAGAAGCAGGAGAUUCUUCUCCUAGUAUUGUUAGUACUAGCUGCUUCCUCCAAAUCUUCGCCUUAUCCAAAGCGCCUCCGUACAUAGCGAUCUCCUACACAUGGGGCCCUUCGACCCCGUUGAAAAACAUUGAAGUCGAUGGCUAUCAAGUGCCUGUCCGAGCAAACUGCGAGGCUGUACUGCAACAAUGUUAUCAAUACGACUCUACGGCAUUCUACUGGAUCGAUGCGAUAUGCAUAGACCAAGAGAACUUGGAGGAGAAGGGACCACAAGUCUCCAUGAUGGGAAGGCUUUAUGGCGGAGCUGAUCACGUCAUGGCGUGUACUGGGGAUCAUGAAGAUGACAGUGAGCUUCUAUAUGCGACAUUGGAAAAAAACGCUGAACUUUUUUGGGAAUUUGGGGGUUUCAGACGUUCACAUUUUGUGGAUGAAGCGUCUCCUCAAACGUUCAAUCUAUGGGCGAUCCGGAAAGGGAUGAGGUUCCUUGUACGGCUGUGCGCUGCCCUGAAUGCAUUCCUGAAGCGAGAAUACUUCCAAAGAGUUUGGAUUUAUCAGGAGCUUGCCUUGGGGGAGCAGGUAAUACUGUGCUGCGGGAAAAGCUUUCUGCCUAUUAACUUGUUCCACGGGUUGUCAAUGGGCAUCACGACUUGGCGGUCACCGUCAAAACCAUGGAAAGAACGUUGGAUCUUGAAGAUGGUGGGUCUUACAGAGCGAAUGAACGCGAUUGGCGGCUAUCCGAAAGAACACCCAUUCUUGAUUGCAGGUUCAUUUGUUAAGGAACCGUUCCUCCUCAAAACUCUAAUAGAUGAGACGACUUCUUUGAGCUGUCAAGAUCUGCGGGACAGAGUGUACGCAAUUCUUUCCCUGGUUGAUUGGAAAGGGCCAACACCUCUUCAACCAGAUUACAACAAGGACAGUUUCGAUCUAGCGGCCGAGUUUCUUUCAGCGGCGUGGAAACAGGAAGACUUUUCAAGUUUCACAUACAUAAUAACCAUCGUGAAGAACCUAGGACUUCAUCAUUGUCCAUCGGCCAAAACAACAGAAGUUAUGCAAAGGCGAAACACCGUUAAUGCUCUUUCAGAGACAGAAUCCCCCAAGGAAAUUGAAACAGCGUUACGCAGGGGUAGACCUAUUGAAGAACGGAUCUAUGUGGAGUGUGCCGGCAGUCGUAUAGAAUAUGAUGAGAAGGAGGACUUGCUGUUCGUCAAAGCGAGGAAUUACAACAAGACUUGUAUGUUUGAGCCAGGCGACGAAUUCUAUCAGUCAUCAACAUUGGCGGCCCCGCUCGAUUCCUCAACGUUCCAUGACUCUAUUGUUCUUCCCCGAGGCGCCCAGGUAGGAGACUGGAUAAUGAGUGGACCCAUCUCUGAUGGUCUUACAGUUGUUGUACGCCAGCAGGCUGAUGGACCAUAUUUUUCAAUUGUUGGCACUGGCUAUCGAAAUACCAAUGAGAUCAUGUGGUGGAGGACCAGAUUCAGAUUGUACUUGGACCCUGAGGACGCCAUCGUUGUUGCCAAUCUGGUACUUCCUUUCAAAUCUCGUGGGACUCUUGCGGAUUUGCGAGUUUUGAUGAGAACUAGAUUCUGUGGUAGUCCGGGGUCCUCAUUUGCGCAGAGGUGGAAUUGGAAAAGUGAUAUGAGGUAUUGCUAG